Xyrichtys novacula (pearly razorfish) is the source of this 8709-nucleotide messenger RNA. The record is from the annotation of a GenBank genome assembly. NCBI's taxonomy places the organism in Eukaryota, Metazoa, Chordata, Actinopteri, Labriformes, Labridae.
AAAGGCGGGUAUCCACUCGCCUCACUCCACACAGCCUCAAUAAGCCCGGAGGUUGGGAGCCUUGAUGGAAAAUUACCUUGUGACCAUGAGGGGAGGUCAGGACGGGUAGAGUUAGACUUCACUUGUCCUGAGAAGAAGAUAAAGCAGCAGCAGCAGCAGCAGAGGGAGGAUGGCCUACGCUUUCGGCUGAUCAGAGGGGGGACGAGGUCGGGCCAUGGAGAAACUGAAAGGUCCCGCCGUGGGAUGCAGCAAAGCCACCUGUGGAUGGAGAGCCCUGCUUCUCCCGCAGGUGAACCGCCAGUCGCUGUACGUGUACGGCAGCGAGAUGGCCGUGGAGAAGGAGUGCGUCAGACAGCUCCAGAGCGGAGUCUUGGUCAUCCACCCGUUCAGCCUCAUGAGGUAUUUUCAUGUAUUUGAUAGAUGGGGGGCCAGUCCUGAGACUUUUUCUCCUCUGUGAGUCUGAAAGAGUCUUUAAAAGUUCAGAAAGUUUCUGUGUGUGAUGAUUCUCUGCCUGGGAGGAAAGAUGUUUACCUUUAAUAUCAUCAUUUUAUUGCUCAAAACAGCAGAAAAAUAUAUGGACUGCUUUUUUAGAUGUUGAAGUAAAUAUUCAAAAAAUGCGCAACUAUUUAUUUGUCCAGUUCUCAGUUUUCAAGAAUAUCUGUCUGAUUUAAACUUUUUUGCACUUGAGUGAAUAUUUUAGUUUUACAGUGUUUGUUAGGAUAUUAGGCAACUUUCUGAAACCUCUUGUAUGUUUUGAAGAUUGUGUUUGGCAUUUCUAAGGGUAAUUUCUAAUACAUUGUUGUUUAAUUAGCUAAUCUAGAUCAUAAUCUCCUCAUAAGUGUAGCUUUGUUUAUUUUUCUUGCAAGAAUAAACAGCAUUUUGGCCCAAGCGUAAGGGGGUUUUAAUGCCAAAAUUAGGCCAAAAAUAGCCUCAUUUCCAUCUUCAGUCCCCGGCCAAGGUGUCAUAAGGCAACCUAAAAUACUUCAAAGGAAAAAGCACAUAAACAGGGCAUGUAAUUUAAAGAUACAGGACACUCUGUUGGAGAAAAAUGAAUCAAAGUUGAUGCAAAAACAACAUAAUUAGAUGCAAAUUAAAAUAACAAUUUGCAGAAAAGCAAGACAUUGAGAAAAGAAAUCAAUUAGGAGACAAACAAUUAGUUGCAGCAUUGCAUAUUUCAUUCCUUGUGUAGUUUUUAGCAUGAGUCAGCAGUGAAAUAAUUGAGCAUGGUUUGCAUUUUUUGUUGCAAUUAAGACCAGACGAGCUCGUAUUUCAAAUGAGCAAUAUUAAAUGAAAGGAAAAUUCUUGCAAAAAAAGAUAAAUUAAAUGUAGAUAACCAAUAAAAGAUUCACUCAUGAUUUUAAAUCCUGAAAUCCUUCCAGUUUUGAGGAUUUUUUAAAGAUUGUCCUGCAGGAUCAUCACACAGCAACGUGGCUUGUUUCAGGAGAUGGGCGGUUUUUCCUCGCCUGUGCAGCAUUGUUAUUAAUAGCUUGUAAGGUGAUAACAUGGAGUGAAAACAGAGAGGGAAUGAAACAAUGAGGAUCAGAGAGCGGGGAGUUACGUGAGCCUGGCAAUCAAACCCUGUGCUGACAACAUGCAGUUACAGCAUCGGAGUAUUUAAUGUGCAUAAAUCAGACACUCUAAUGGGUCCUCCUGGCAAAUAAUCUAAGACUCCGCACCACCACCACCCUACAUGGAAAACGAGAUCUGAGGCAAGUCCCACAUGCUCACAUAUGUGUGUUUUUCCCCUCCUGCAGGAGUUACUACAUCAUGUGCAUGAUGGCCAUCACAUUUCUGAACCUGAUCGGGAUUCCCAUGGAGAUAGCGUUUCUGGACGGACACAGCGGUCUGGCGUGGGAAGGGUUCAACGUGUUUUCAGACACGCUGUUCCUGAUAGAUGUGGCUCUGAAUUUCCGCAUGGGCAUCAUAACAGAGGACGCUGAGGUGAGGGUGGCUGUGCUCUAUUUUCAGACACAGACACAAUCUGAUGGACUAUAAUCCCUGCAUAGACAAGCACACACACAAUCCAUCCCUGCCCAAUCUGUAAUCUACCAAAUACACGAAAGGCCAGAUUAACAGACUCCUUUCCUGCAGCGCCCGGACAUGGACAUAUUGGCACCUGAUGUUUGAUUUUAUAACAGGGAUUAUGAUGUAUUGGAUAAAUGAGGAGUAUAACAUCGGAUUAAGUUUUACGCAGAAUAUACCCUCUUUGUUUUCAUCUGCUCAUGCUUUGUUACUUCUAUCUUGCCAAUCACAUGACGCCCAUCUGCGUUGUUCUCUCUGUUUACUCCGGCCCGCACAGGCAUCUGCUUUUCCAGAUUUAUUUCCAGUUGGUUCUCUGCUGCUCUGUUUGAAAGAUUCAUGUAUAUGCUUUGGCAACACUGUCGUACUAAUACGGAUCUGCUCUGAACAUGCUGCUAAUCUCAUCUAACAACACUGUCUCCUUUAAUUUCUGGGCAAACUCCUAAACUAUUGGUUCAGUUCAAGUGUUCAAUUAUACAUGCGGUCGUGGCACGUGCUGCACUGCAUCCUCAUCCAUCUGCUCAUUCUGCUGCUCCGUCCUCUUUCACAGGAAGCUAUUCUGGACAUCAAGCGGAUCCGAGUCUGCUACCUGAGGACAUGGUUCAUACCGGACGUUAUUGCUGCUUUCCCGAUCGGAUACAUUCUGCUGUUUGCGGUAAUAAUUAGGAGAGAGUGUUGAAGCAGCAAAGAGCCACCAGUGUGCUGCAGACUAUGUCAAAACAAAUUAUGCACUUAGUUUGUUUUGGGUUUAUUAUUAGAAACUUCUCUCAGAGCUGCAAGAACUUGUUUUAGAGAGAAAUACUUGAGGAAAAAAAGAGGCACUCUGAGAUACUUCGAGAAAGUUGAUGAUUGAGUUUUCGUCUCUAAUGUUCCAGGACUUGCAAUACAACAAUGAUGACAACCCCUCAAAGACCAACAAGAUGAUGAGAAUCCUGAUGUUUGUGAGGAUCCUUAGCCUGAUCCGGCUCGCUCGGGUGUCCAGGCUGGUCAGGUUUUUCAACGAAGUGGAGAAAGUGAGUUUAAAUGCCCUGGAUGUUGAUGGAACUUUUCCCUCGGAUUCAAACUUUAUCUUUUAUAAUACACCUAUAGUUGUCUAUGUAAUUGAAAAAGUGUCACUCACUACAUGAAGACAACAUCGUCCCUGUUUAAAAUCCAUUGUAACAUUGGUUUUUGACAGCAAUGUGCCAAUAUGUCUUCAAAAGAUGCACUCUGCUGUUACAGGCUGACAAUGUGAAGCCAUAGAUAGAUAGAUAGAUAGAUAGAUAGAUAGAUAGAUAGAUAGAUAGAUAGAUAGAUAGAUAGAUAGAUAGAUAGAUAGAUAGAUAGAUAGAUAGAUAGAUAGAUAGAUAGAUAGAUAGAUAGAUUGAUUGAUUGAUUGAUUGAUUGAUUGAUUGACUUUAUUGAUCCCAAACUGGGAAAUUCUCAUGUUACAGCAGCAAAAAAACACAAAAUACAAUUAAAUAUAAGAAGAACAAGUAUGUACAGUGCAGACUAAAAAUACUACAUAUAUACAAUAAAUACAGACUAAAUAUACUAAACAUAAAACGUGGGCUUUUGAAAUGAGUAAUAAAAGUAACAAAGUAUCAAAUCUGUAAUUCUUACUUUAUUCAACUUUUCAUUUUGUCUGUUUGACAAAAGAAUCAGCUACAACAAAAUCAACUCACCAAUGACUAUGUGAGUCAAGAUAAAAAUCAACAACAGAGUAAUAAAAGAUUCACACUUGAAUUGAGUUUAACCCCAGAAAAGACCAGGACAUUCAUGUCUUUCAGAAAGGUUUUGUUUGUAUCCGUCUGAAUUCAGUGUAAAACUACCAGCUUUAUCUCCAUACAGUGACCUUGAACAGAAAAUGCUGAUUGUUCUGACAAGGAUUAUCAUAAGGGCACCUUCUAGGUAGAUGAUCCACACAUUACUGAACUUGUACCUGUAAUGGGAAUCGCAGGGUCACUGAGCACCUGAGGGGACUGAUUACACAGGAAUUAUACUUUAGCUGCCUCUGCUUUGCUUCCCCGCAGGAGGUUAUUAGAGAAACAGGAAUUACUGUAACUGUAGUCGGCAGAGUCACAAAAGAUAUGACAUUUUAACAUCCCCCUCAUGCUGAUAAAUUAAUGGAUUUCUCAAGGUAAUUUCAGGUUUAAAAUGUGCGUUAUUAAGUCAAAUGCUUUCCUGUCAUCUCCUCCCGGCAGGUUUCAAAUGCAAACCUGGAGGUGGUCCGACUCUUCUUCAGAGUUUUGUCUCUGUUCAUGAUGAUUUUCCUGCUGUGUCACUGGAACGGAUGCAUCCAGUACUUUGUCCCCAUGCUGGAGGAGUUUCCCUCAGACUGCUGGGUUCGCAAAGAAAACCUGAUGGUAGGAACAACAUCUGAAGUCAACUGAAUAAAAUGGAGCAGGAUGAGGUGUUGUUGAGAAUUCGUCAUUAGUUUUAUCAAUGUGUACAGAUAAAGGUAAGUCAUGUAUUUUAUUUUUAGCUUCUACUUCAGGCAUAAAGGUCCGCUGUUUUCCUAAUACAUUGAUAUUUUAGUCAUCCUCCAGCCUAGCAAUCCUAUGAAAUUAGAAACUGGAAUAGCCUCUGAAUUGUCUCUGUAUCCCAUCUACUCAUAGCUUCUACAAGAUGAUUGGAAUUUGAUCAUGCGAUGAUGUAACAACAAGAGCGAUUUGCAUGAGCGUGCAUGAAACACUGAUCCCACUCCCACUCCUUAAGCAAUUCCUCCUCCUCCUUCUGCAACACAGUGGUUUUAUUUUGGCAUCACAGAGUUAAGAUGUCAAAGGUUAGAGUCAGACAUGCUAGCUGCUUGUGAGUUAGUUGCAAAAAACCAGCAGAAAUGUCGAUAUUUUGUCCCAGAAUUAGAGAGCCAAAUGAAACAGUGGUCGCUAAGUUGUUUAUUCAGUUAUUUCAUUUUAUUCUUAAAGGAGCCGCCCAGUUCAACGUUGAUUUUACAUCAAUUUGCUGGUGCUUAUUACUCCAUCUUGGACUGCUUCAACAAUGAGGCUGACUGAAUCCAAUUUUACUACACAACUCAGAGACAUGCUGUUGUAACUGUGUCUGCAACACCUUAACAAUUUACUCCACCUAUCCUGGGACAGAUUCUGGAUCAUAUCUGUACAAUUUUGGUUCAGGUUCUUCUGGAAACCUCGACAUGUUGGUUUUAGGAGUUUUCUGUCUCUGCAUCUGUCUGCACCAGUGUACAACCUCCCUCAUCCUGCCAAAUUCAGGCAGCCAAUAAGCUGCGUGUCUCAUUAUUAUUGCAUCCCUGCUCAUCAGGUCACGCCACGGAUGAUGAUGAUAGAAACUGAGAGGCUGGAGAUCCUCCAAAGAGGCUAAAAAUACCAUUAUAUUGGGCCUUUGAAAAGAUUUCUAGGCAUGAAACUUUAUUGUAAUGUUAUUUGUUGUGAAGUUUGAAAUCUACAAUUAAGUAUCACUCAACAAAAUAAUCUCUUUCAGAACGCCACAGUGAUUGUGAAGUACUCUUGGGGAGUCUUUCGAGCCCUCUCUCAGAUGAUCGCUCUAUCUUAUGGCUCCAUGGACGCACCAACGAGUAAGAACUAUAGAUUUUCUUCAUCCUUGGCUGUAACUAAAGGGCUAAUAUUACAUCUCAGUUAAAAAUACCUACACUUAAGGGACCACUUAGUCCGUUUGUUGUGUUUUCAGACUAUGUUGAGAUGUGGAUCGUCAUGGUCAGCAUGGUGUCAGGCUGUUUGAUGUACACCGUCCUUGUGGCCAACGCAACGACGAUGAUCGCUAACAUCGACCCGGCCGCUAAGGAGUACAAGAGCAAGGUCCUUUUUUAGAACAGGCAGCUCGAUAGGAAACAAUGUGCCUGUACUCAGCAGCUUUGUGCUGUAAUAAUAGUCCUGACAUGUAUUGUGUUGUUUUUUCUUUUCUUUUUUUUUUUUCUUUUCUUUUCUUUUCUCCUUUUUUUUAAAUUGUAAUUUUACUGCCUUUUUCACAUCAUGGCCAGGGGACUACAGAUGAAAACUAGCCUCAUGGCUAAUUCUGGCUUUUUUUAACCAUGUGUAAUCAUGUGUUUUAUGAAAUUGCGCUGUCCCCUUUUAAGAUAAACUAAUCUAAUCUAAUCUAAAUGUCACAUAAUAUUGCUUUAAAAUUAUUCAAUGUUUUAUUCGUAUUUUUCAAUUAUUUGACAAAAUAGUAAUUAAUCAUAUCCCAUUGAGUUUCCAGGAAACUCAAACACUGUUGCAGCUUGAAGGCAAACAUUAACAGUUAGAUAGAGACAGGAAAGGUGGGGAAAGAAAGGAGAACAGCACCCACCAAAUCCUGUAUUGAUACAACCAGUGCUGAGGGGUGUAGCCUGUGUGCAUGAGGCGCUUGCUCUACCAACUAAGCUAAAGAAGUAACUCACAGUAAUAGAUCCGAAAUGAUACGUUUUCAUCUUGUUUAGAAAACAAACCUAAAGUAUGGUUCUACACAGACUCAGAGAAACUGUGAAUAAAUGUCUUUUAGUGUCUCAAAACUCCUAGAAUCAGUAUUUUUAGAUUUGCCCCAAGCAUCGCUUUGGGCUCAAAUAGAGAGUGUUUUCAAACCAACCAGCCCUCCACACGGUUCAUUUACUUAGUAGUUUUGUAAAGUUUUAUUUUAAUGCAUGAUUAAAACUUAAUGAAGGACAAACGUGUUCAAAACUAGAUAGACUGCUCUGCAUAACUUUAAGUCCAUCUUCAAUCGAUUUUCGUAAAAGUUUGCAGAGAUCGAUUGCUGACAGUUAUAACUUCUCCAAAUAUAGCCUGAAUACUCUGUGACUCUCUGUAGAUGAGUCGUCUGGAGCACUAUAUGGCUUUCAUGAAGCUUCCACCUGAACUGUGCCUACGUAUCAACAACUACUACCAGGCUCGCUACGGUGGGAAGUGGUUUAAUGAGAAGGACGUCAUGGGCACUGUGUCCUCGGCACUCAAAGAGGUACAGCUUUGUUUUUAAAGAUGAUCCUUUUCAGUGUCCGUGAUGCUCAAGUUCUCCUUUUUUCUGUAUAUUGUGGGUCAAAUAAAUUGAAACAUUUGUAUGUCUUUAACAGCAAAUCGUGGUGGUGAUGUGCAGCCGGCUGUUGCGAAAGGUGCCGAUGUUUCAGGACAGAGAUGAAAACUUCAUCAACUCCGUCCUUUUAAAACUGGAGUACGAGGUUUUCCUGGAGGGAGACGUCAUCGUACGACAGCACGCCCUGGGUGACCGUAUGUUCUUCAUCGACCACGGACAGGUCCUCCUGGAGACCGAUUCCUACGAGAAGGAGCUGUGUGAUGGGGACUAUUUUGGAGGUGGGUUUUUCUGUUUUUCUGUAGAACUGAAAGCAAAACUACACAAAGAUACUUGAGUAUUAAACAAUGGAAACACACAAUGGUAAGCGCCAAAUGAAGACCAGUAAUCAACAGAAAAUGCUGUGGUACAUUCAUCUUUUUGUACGAUUGCACACCUAAACAUUAAGAUUUUAUGUUAACAUGUUUUCUUUUUCAACUGUGCUUACAGUUUACCUUCUGUUUCACAUGAUCAACUACUUACAAUGUUGUUAUAGUUACCAUAAUAUACUUUUUGAGUCCAAAUGAAGCUGGUUAUGUCAGAAAGAUGUGCUCAAAGCUGUGGCAGGGCUUCCUCUCUGAGGCAUUAAACGCUGCUGUCUCUUUUUAUAAAAUCCUGCCAAUCUAGAUUUAGAAGUCUGUCUUUUUCUGUCCCUAAAAAUCUGUUUACAACAGGAUAAUCCAAAGACCGAGCUGAAACAUAUUUUUAUUUUUCAUGGAAGUGCUUUGGAAUCGAGAGAGUCCAGCUCGCUCCGUGGAUUACACUCACAGGAAUCACAGUUUUCUGUGGAAAGACGCUGCUGUUGUUUUGUGUUGUAUGCCAUGUGGACAGAAGAACAAUGAGAAGUUACAGUUUUGAUCUAUCUCUAUGAAAUUGCAGAAGCUGAUCCAUUCUGAUCCAAGUUUUAUAUUUUUGGCAGGCUGGUUGAUUUUGAAGUUUCAAAACGCUUUCUCAUCGCUUGCAUUCGUCCCAAACAGACUGGGCACAUCAGCAAGCCUCUGUGUCUUUGAAUUUGUGAGCAAGAGAGACUUUUUUCAAGUGAACGGAGUUCUCUGCUCUGUUUCAGGGAUUUAUUUAAUUCUCUGACUUUAAGUAAGAACGGGUCUUAAUCUUUUUGGCAGCGUUCAGAGUUAAGCGGGCUUCCCGUAACAGCUCAGCUGAGUCUGGUGAAUUAAUUUAGGAUUAAUUGUCAGAUCUCAUCCCCGCCGCUCAUUAACCACGCCUUCUUGCUUUCCCUCUGUGUGCACAACAGAGACAUGCGUGCUGACCAAAGGCAAACAUCUGGCCACAGUCAAGGCUCUGACGGACUGCCAGUGCUUCUCUCUAUCCUGGCAGGACUUACAGGAGACGCUGGAGACCUUCCCAAGUGUCAGGAAGGACUUGGAAAAGAUGGUUCAGACCAAUCCUGAUGGUGGGCUCGUGUGAGUCCAAAAACCGUAACCGGACUAUUUUUAUAUAGAUUUUAUGAAAAGAACAGCAGGAGAUGUUCUGUUCAAUUAUGUGAUGGACGCAGGACUGUGACUGGUUCCUCAUAUGGACAAAAAGUGGACACUCCCCUGUGGACGAGGGGGAUAGUUAUAGAGAAAAUUACUAUACAUAUUUUCUGGGCAUUAUACCGUACUCUUAUCCAUCAGUUAUCAGCAAUAAAUCCAGACCUCGGCAGUGAAAACAUCUGAA